This is a messenger RNA of Juglans microcarpa x Juglans regia, 762 nucleotides long. RefSeq lists its product as uncharacterized. Lineage: Eukaryota; Viridiplantae; Streptophyta; Magnoliopsida; Fagales; Juglandaceae. The transcript has a single exon. The coding region runs from base 1 to 762 and encodes 253 amino acids. The record is from RefSeq and is a predicted model, not a curated record.
AUGGAGGAGCUUCGUGGAAAGGGGGAACGAAGUCUGGUUGGAAGGAUCUGUGCUGAUCGAACUAUUGGAAAGGAUGUUGUGAGGAAGACGAUAGAAAAGAUUUGGCGAGUUAAUAUGAGCAUGGAUUUCACUGAAAUUGGUAAUAAUGUCUUUGUUGUGACCUUUGCAAAUCGAGGUGAUAGAAACAGAGUUCUUGCAGGUUGUCUAUGGCUUUUUGAUAGCUACCUGUUUGCUCUAAAACCGUUUGAUGGAAGUAUGCAGGGUCAUCUUCUUGAUUUUUCGAAGGCUAAUUUCUGGAUCCAAAUGUACAAUCUGCAGUUAGGAGGGAUGAAUUGCAAAAUGGGAGAAGCCAUUAGCAGUUCCAUCGGGAAGGUUUUAGAAGUGGAUGGAGAGGAAAAUGAGGUAGCAUGGGGUAGAUUUAUAAGGGUGAAAGUAGAAUGUGAGCUCAUAAAACCGUUAGCUUGGGGAAGAACAGUGAAUUAUGAGAGGAAGCAGAUUUGGAUCCCGUUUAGGUACGAAAAAUUACCUAAAAUCUGUUUUCGCUGUGGAUGUAUUUUGCACUCAAAACAAGGGUGUUUGGGUGGAGAGGGGGAAGGUUCUAAAGCAGAGGGUGAUCUAAGACAGUUUGGGGCUUGGAUGAGGGCCUCAACUGCCAGUUGUUAUAGUGCUGGAAGGCAGUCAAAAGCCUCAGGAAUGGGAAGUAACUUUGCUAGUACUGAUCGGGGGAAAAGGGAGAGAAGGCGACAGAUGGAGGUGUUUUGA